AUGGCUGUAGCGCGCCCAAUACGAGUCCUAGGCCUGGUGGCCAUAGGACUAUGGAUCUUUUUCUUAUACCAAGUUUUUGGCCCUGAAAGGGUAGCACGAGGGCCUGGAGAUACCCUUGAGAAUCCAGAGAGAGAUCCCAAUUUAGAUCCUACUGGAGAACCAGAGGGUGUGUUAUGGAGAGCUGAUCAGGGCUAUGGACUAGGCGCCCAGGGAACGAGUCGAAUAAAUGCUACUCUUCUAUCUUUAGUUCGCAACGAAGAGGUUGAUGGCAUGAUUCAAGCUAUGCAAGAUUUGGAAAGAACAUGGAACCAUAAGUUCAAUUACCCAUGGACAUUCUUCAAUGAUGUGCCAUUUACAGAGGAGUUCAAACGUCGAACUUCUGCAGAAACGAGCGCAGAGUGCAAAUAUGAAUUAAUCCCAAAAGAACAUUGGGAUAUCCCCUCGUGGAUCGAUAAAGAGCUCUUCGAGGAAUCGGCAAAAAUACUCAAGGAGAAUGACAUUCAGUAUGCUAGCAUGGCAUCAUACCACCAGAUGUGUCGAUGGAAUAGUGGCUUAUUUUACAAACAUCCAGCUAUGUUAAAUAUGCAGUUCUACUGGCGUGUCGAGCCAAAGGUCCAUUUCUUCUGCGAUGUAGACUAUGAUGUCUUCAGAUAUAUGCAAGAUCAAAACAAAACUUACGGGUUUACUAUCAAUCUUUACGAUGCCCCUCAAUCGAUUCCAACCCUAUGGCCCGAAACGACGAAGUUCUUAGCCGCACAUCCAGAGUACAUCAACGAGAAUAAUGCGAUGAAUUGGAUCACAGACAGUGCACGCAGACCAGAUCAUAACGAGAAAGCGGGCGGUUACUCUACAUGUCAUUUCUGGAGUAAUUUCGAAAUCGGCAACAUGGAUUUCUGGCGCAGUCAAGCAUAUGAGGAUUAUUUCAACCACUUGGACCGUGCUGGAGGUUUCUUCUACGAGCGAUGGGGAGACGCACCCGUUCAUAGUUCCGUGACAUCGGUUACCAGCAUAUCCCCUACUUCAACUGCCCUAAUUCGCCCAAAUGCAAAGGGUGCCAGGCGGGACGAUUCACAGACGGAGAAGCUUGGUUACACAAGGAGGAUUGCAGACCAAAUUGGUUCAAAUACGUCGGUUCAAAGGAUCUGGAGAUUGGAGAAAGUUCUAGACUGCAACUACUUGCUUAUUGCUUAUAAAUCCGCAGCAAUUCUCCAAUUCCUAAAUAUCGACGACAAGAUGUCGAACUUUGAGAACACAAUCGAAGAAGCUUGUCGAAAUAGAGAUAUUCCAGGUACAGUUCUAGUGUGUGGAAAUAACUCUGGAAAAUUCCAUUAUGCCAAAGCCUUCGGAUCUCAGUCCCUUGAGGAUCCCUCAAAUCCAAUGAAUUUGAAAAGUGUCAUGUGGUUUGCUUCCUGCACAAAACUCCUAACAACAAUUGCAGCAAUGCAAUGUGUUGAGCGAGGUCUUUUAAGUCUUGACGGCGAUAUUUGCGAAGUGUUGCCGGAGUUUAAAGGUGUACAAAUCCUGACUGGCUUUGACGAGGAGAAUGGGAAGCCAAUCCUCAUAGACAACCACAAAACUAUAACCCUUCGGCAUCUUCUUACACAUUCAUCCGGACUUGCAUAUGAUAUGUUCGAUCCAUUAUUAUCCCGGUACCAAGCAUAUUUGAAUAAGAGCUCACCCGUGCCCAUGGGUGGGCCAGAUUUGAUCAAGGAUCUUUUCAAAUUCCCCCUCCUUUUUGCGCCUGGCGACUCGUGGAGCUAUGGCGUCGGGAUUGAUUGGGUUGGUCAGAUGGUAGAGAGGGUCAAUGGCAAUAUCUCCUUAGAGGAUUACCUUGCAAAGAAUGUUUGGGGACCUCUUGGCAUGAAUAACAUCACCUUUCGUCCGCUCCAAAACCCAGAAAUCCUGGCGAGACUAAUCUCUAUGAGUACACGAGAAGGGGGCAACCUUGAGGGCAAGGCCAUAUACACCAGUAAGGUCUUGUUUGAUCCAGCUACCAAAGACUGUCAUGGAGGUGUCGGAACAUUUGGAAGUCCCGUCGAUUAUUUCAAGUGUUUACAGAGUCUCUGUGCGAAUGAUGGCCAAUUACUAAAAUCGGAAACCAUCGACGAGAUGUUCAGACCACAGCUAAGUGAAGACUCUAGAAAGGGACUGAUGGAAACGAUAUCCAUUCCAGAAGUAAAUGCAUGUUUUGGGGCAUUUCCUAAGGGACUAAAAGCCGAUUGGGGCCUUGGAGGUAUCAUGAAUUUGGAGGACAUCGGUGGUAGAAGCAAAGGCUCGAUCGCGUGGGGAGGAUAUCCGAACCUUAACUGGUGGAUCGAUCGUAAAAACGGGAUCUGCGGCAUAUGGGGCUCGCAGCUUGAACCACCUGGAGAUCCAAAAAUAAACCAAUUGUUCCAUACUUUUGAGGAGGAAAUGUAUAGGAGGACGAGUGCCUCUCGAGAGAAGUUAUGA
Molecule: messenger RNA, 2451 nt
Organism: Sclerotinia borealis F-4128
Lineage: Eukaryota; Fungi; Ascomycota; Leotiomycetes; Helotiales; Sclerotiniaceae
Source: the annotation of a GenBank genome assembly